Apodemus sylvaticus (European woodmouse) is the source of this 717-nucleotide messenger RNA. Its product is annotated as histone H3.1. The record is from RefSeq and is a predicted model, not a curated record. The transcript has a single exon. NCBI's taxonomy places the organism in Eukaryota, Metazoa, Chordata, Mammalia, Rodentia, Muridae. Gene Ontology annotation, cellular component: nucleosome. Gene Ontology annotation, molecular function: protein heterodimerization activity; DNA binding; structural constituent of chromatin. Bases 28 to 438 code for a protein of 136 amino acids.
UCAGUUGCUUGCUUGCUCUCUUUCGCCAUGGCUCGCACCAAGCAGACAGCCCGCAAGUCCACCGGCGGCAAGGCCCCGCGUAAGCAGCUGGCCACCAAGGCCGCCCGUAAGAGCGCCCCGGCCACGGGCGGCGUGAAGAAGCCCCACCGCUACCGGCCCGGCACCGUGGCGCUGCGCGAGAUCCGGCGCUACCAGAAGUCGACCGAGCUGCUGAUCCGCAAGCUGCCGUUCCAGCGCCUGGUGCGCGAGAUCGCGCAGGACUUCAAGACCGACCUGCGCUUCCAGAGCUCGGCCGUCAUGGCCCUGCAGGAAGCUUGCGAGGCCUACCUGGUGGGUCUGUUUGAGGACACCAACCUGUGCGCCAUCCACGCCAAGCGUGUCACCAUCAUGCCCAAGGACAUCCAGCUGGCCCGCCGCAUCCGCGGGGAGAGGGCGUAAUCAAUCGUACGGUUCUAAGGCGUUAAUCAAAGGCUCUUUUCAGAGCCACACACGAUUUCAAGUAAAAUGGCUGUGAUAUUUAGUCCACCCUUAGGUGAACCUACAUUUUUUCCAAGUACAUUUUUAUCAACUCUAGAUCCAAGCCCAUGAAUUUUCCCACACUUGGUUCCUAAAUCCAGGAGUUAGUAGAAAUAACAGGUUAGUUACGCGACUGCUGGUGUAAGCGAUUACAAAAUGUGUCAUUUGAGUAUUUAGUUGUGCCUGACAUUGUUGUCUUUA